CGCAGAUCCGUAAGACGUACUUUGCACUCAUUUUAAUACCUUGCAUAAUGAUAGUCACUCCUUCGGCUCCGUCUCCCUGAAACGCGUACUCUAAUCAAUCUGGCAUUGAUUAUAGCCCCUUGAUCUUAAUCGGCCAUCCGCUUGUUGCAGUCAUUACUUCAUUCUAACCUAAUACACCCUCGCCAGCUAAUCUCCUUCGAAGAUAAUUUUAUUUUGAUUUAUUCUACUUGGUUGCUUCAUUAAGACCAUCAUGGCGAACGCGCUGUCAUCUUUGCGCCUCGAAAGCGUGCGCGAGCUGCUCUCAGCCAUCUCACCCCUAAUCUCAUGGAAGGCGCUAGCUCUGCUGCUAGCAAUCAUUAACUUGAAGAACAUGCCGCUCAUUUGGCACGCCCGUAUUUUAUAUCACUUCUGGGGAAACAUCCGAUGGCGUGUCCAGGAUCCCUAUUUCCCCAAGGGGACACCACUAGUCACUCACAGCGGGAAGCCGACGCAUCCGGUAUUCGUGUCGUACGGCAUCUCAUCCCGAGCUCCAAUCCUGGAAACGGAUUACAACCAGCACAAGUCCAACAGCACGUACUUCUCCGACCUGGACGUGGCCCGCACGGCCCUGGUCACCCGUCUAUACAGCCCCGGAGCUUCAAUCGUGAGCAAGGAACUCGACGCGGAGCUCCUCAAAGCCAGCCAGCGGGACGGCGCGAAGCCACCCAAGCGCAAGGGCAUUUAUGUGGCCCUGGGCUCGGUCUACUGCAGCUUCAAGCGGGAGAUCAAGCCCUUUGAGUUGUACGAGAUGGAGACCAAGGUUAUCGCCUGGGACCAGAAGUGGAUGUACGUUAUGACGUUCUUUUUCCGACCCGCGAGCCGGAAAGGCGGCGAGAAGACGCUCUUUGCGACUGCGCUGAGCAAGUAUGUCGUCAAGAAGGGUCGGCUGACCGUGCCGCCGGAGAGAGUCCUGCGGGCCAGUGGCUUCCUGCCUCCGCGGCCGGAGGGGUCUGCCGCACCUGAGGUGACUGCCUCGAAUGAGGCAUCGGGCGUGGGGACACCGGUCAAUGGAGAGGGUCUCACGGCUAGUGCUUCGGGUGUAGACGGGUCUUUAGUGCGGGAAGUGCUGAAGUUACGGGAGGAGGACAUGCCGGAACCGAAGUCGCUGGAGGCGGAAAAGAAGAGCAACUCUGCGUCGUGGGACUCGAACGAGUGGACAUGGGAGCGGAUUGAGCAGGAACGGCUGCGUGGGUUGAAAGUCAUAGAAGGAUAUUCAACGAUGGAUGCUAGGCUGUACGAAGAGUGGCAGCGUUAGCAGUCGUAUGAGCUAAUGGGGGCGGUGAUUUUGUUCUUUUUUUUCUGGCUUACUAGAUAUUAAUUCAUGUUAUAUAGGCUGGACUUGGCGCUAACGAGAAUUAGAUAUUACGUUAGCUUAUAGACGGCAACUCGCAGAUACUAUACAACCAUAUGUGCGAUCAGGCCCAGUUGCCUGACAUCUCAAGAGUUAUAGAUGAGAUCCGAAUCCAGAGCUAAGAUCACACUUCAUAAUGAAGAUAUCGUGCUU
Molecule: messenger RNA, 1543 nt
Organism: Aspergillus novofumigatus IBT 16806
Lineage: Eukaryota; Fungi; Ascomycota; Eurotiomycetes; Eurotiales; Aspergillaceae
Product: acyl-CoA thioesterase
Exons: 2
Coding region: 251-1294 (347 amino acids)
Source: RefSeq, a predicted model, not a curated record